This is a messenger RNA of Spirodela intermedia, 2036 nucleotides long. Lineage: Eukaryota; Viridiplantae; Streptophyta; Magnoliopsida; Alismatales; Araceae. The record is from the annotation of a GenBank genome assembly.
AUGGUGAUGUCCAUGGCGACGCUCUCCGGUGCAGCGCCGCUUGUCGCGUCGCUCGGCCUCAUGGCCGGCGGGAGGCGAAGCGGUUGCGUGUUCUCCUCUGUGAGCGUCGCAAGGUGUCCGUGUUCGGCGCGUUCCAGUUCUCUUCCCCAUACCUCUUUCCUCUCUUCCUCGUCCGGAACGCUGUCCUUCCCUUCGUCCUUCUCAGGUAAUGCUUCACAGAUCAAGGAAAUUUUAAAUUGGUUUUAAAUCUCGUUCGUUCACUCUCUCUUGGAGCAGCAGCAUUUUCUUUUUUUUUUCAUGUUUUAGAUCUCCAUUUUUGUAUUUACUUCAUCUUAGUAGCGGCAUCUAUGUUUACUACUUGUUUUCGCCAUCAGUCCUGUUCAACAAGAGGAGUGCUCAUAGUUGCGCCGCUAUUUUUCACACUUCUCGUUCAAUUGCUCGAUUCAUUUGCCACUCUCGAAGUUCUAUUUCCGCUUUUUGAUCCUAUAAGCUUUUGAGGGCAUGAAGAGGGAAGCAAACGUUCUUGGUACUGAUGUGAGGUGUGGGGUAUGGACGCUACUUGGGAUAUACACUGGCGCGAUUUUCAUUGCCAAACAAGACUCGUGAUGGACUCUAUGGGGGGCGUAGGGGGCAGGCAUUCCAUUGGGGGGCACUUAGACUCGUGAUGGAGGUAAAGAUUAUCUUUACUCGUGAAUAAUCAGCACACAAUUUCCUUUGGAACACUGGAACACUGAAUUCCAUUUGCAUCUAGAGGUCUUACCUUCAAAAAUGAGGGUCACGUCUCCAUAACUCAAUUUGAGUUGUGAAUAAAUUUGUCAAAAUUCGUUUCCUAUCUAACACUCCUUUAGAGAUCAACCUAAUAUUCUAUGUCAGGCCAAUGUGCCUGUUUAAUGUGCUAUCUCCAAAAGAAUAUGCAUAAUGGGGCAACGCUUGCAUCACUCAUAACAUCAGUCCCAUUAUUUUUUUCAUCACUGGAUUGAUUCAAUCUGCCAAUUGUGAUCUGCUUUUGGAUGAAUGAAUAUUUCAAAUAAUAUUACAUGAGGCCAUUUUAAUCAACUGUUCGCUUCUUUUUCGAGGUAUUUAUUCUUUCUGUUCUGGCUCUCCUUGACCCCAAAUUUCGCCGGUAACUAGUUUAAAUCUUUUCCAUUCCUGCGAAUACUGGCAAUAUCAGAUCGAAAGAUAUUAAUAGUGCAUUUUUUCAUGAUAUUAAUAGUGCAUUUUUUCAUGAAAAAUUCAUAAUUACGGUAAGUAAUGUGGCUUAUCAGUAACAUGAUGCCCAUUACAUAUAUCAAUAGUGUUUUUCCCUUUGCGCUGCCGCCCCUGCUGCUCUCUCUCUCUCUCUCUAUCUCUCUCUCUUUCUUUAUGUAGAUUUCUUGCUGUCAUUGUUCUGUUUCCCCCGAGCUACACAACUGUGGAUAUGUGACACACGGAACUAGGUUCCUCUUGACUUUCAGUGAAUCGGCGAUAAAAAACUGGCCUGACCCAGCUAGCCUAUCGAUAUUCGAGGUUGAUUUAUGAGGUAAUGUAACAUGUAGAUCAAAGUUUAGGAUGUGGGCACCUACCUUCUGCCACUUUUUCACAUGCUUGAGAAACUCUUGGCAACUUCAAAUCCUAGGCAAAUAUCACUUCCUCAUUGGGUUCAUUUCUGUCUUUCAUUGAUCAUCUUUAACAGGCAUUCAUACUAUCAUAGGAUAGAUUGCCGGAAAAUAGACUUUUUUCAAGAUAAUACAGUCCACUGUGAGCUGAUCAAACGAUCUGCGUGGGUCCCCCCCCACUCCACAGGCCUCGCUCUGGGCCUGGAUCUUGGCUUCGGCAGGCCUCUGUCAGAGAAGCGGAGGGGGCUACAGGUGCGGGCGGGGAAGCCGGCGCUUUGCCUGACGAAGAGGAGCAGGUCUCGGAAAUCUCUCGCUCGGACCCACGGGUUCCGCCGGAGGAUGAGGACGACCACCGGAAGAGCGGUGCUGAAGCGGCGGCGCGCCAAGGGCCGGAAAGUUCUCUGCACCAAGACGAACCAUAACAGCGGGAAACGCUCCUGA